AUGGAAUCCAAUUCAAUCGUCUUGUCGGCUGUAAAAGCUGUUACGAGCAAAGCAAACAAUCUAUCUCGCACACAAAAGGUCAUCUCCAUCAGCGCUGCUUUAGUCGCCACGCUCACCUAUGUGUUGUUCAAAAAGACAACCACACCACCAAAGAGACUCAAGCACAUCCCCCAUGUGGACUAUGUAAAGAUGAUGAUGGCGUUACUUACUGGUAAACCAAUGAUGGACAUCAACAAGACAUGCAUCGACCCUGUUAUUGCCAAGAGCUCCAUUGGGCUCUAUCUGCGACCAAGUAGAAAAGUGUGGAAUAUCUACGUUACUGAGCCCGAGCUUGCAAAGAUCGUAUACAACAAGAAUGAUCUGUUCCCAAAGCUUGAUUUGACUCAGUUCAGCGCAGGAACUUACAUGGGCAAGUUUUCGGCAAGAUCAAACAACUUGUUCUUUUCAACUGGAGAUGAAUGGAAACGCCAGAGACGAAUUGCAAACCCUGCCUUCCAUAGAGCAAUGCCCAUCAGUUUGUUUGGCUUGUACGCUGAAAAGUUGUUUGCAUGCAUCUCUAAAUCACACACCACCAACGGCAGUGUAGUUGAUUUGAGCGGCUAUGUUACCGAUUUCACUUUGGAUAUCAUUGGCGAUGCAGGAUUUGGCAAGUACCACCAUGACUUUAGAUUCAACUCUUUGCAAGACUCCACCAGUGAAUACGUUACGAGGUAUGAAAAGGUAGUCGAGGCAUUGAUGGAUCCGUUGUUCUAUUUGUUCCCUGCUUUGGAUAAGGACUAUCUAUGGCUAUUUCCGAAGCGUCAAGAGAUUCAUAAGGAAUUGGGUGUAUUUCUGGACAUGGUUCAAGAGAUCAUUGUAAAAAAGAGGCAAACAUUGACUGAGCAGAACAGGCUAAAGGAAUUGGCAGUGUCAAAUGGAGAGGCUGUGGAUGAAGUUGAAAAAAGUGCAAAUGACAAGGACAUUUUGACACUUUUGAUUGAGAGUGCUGACGAAGAAGAGAAUAAGGAUAUUUCAGAGAUUAGCGACGACAUGUUGUUGAGUAACAUGUGUGUGCUAUUCACCGCUGGACAUGAUACAACUACGGCUGCAUUAUUGUUUUGUAUUUAUGAGCUAGCUGUCAAUCAGAGUAUCCAAGAAAAAGCAAGAAGCGAAAUCAUUUCCAUCCUGGGUGAUGAAAAGUCAGACGUAUUGCCAAUAGCAGAGCAACUUGUAAAGAUGGAAUACCUAAAUGCAAUCAUAAAAGAGACACUUCGCUUGCACUCUCCUGUGGCCGUGAGCAGUCCUCGCCUCGCUAUGGAAGAUUGCAUGUUGGGAAGCACUUUGAUUCCAAAAGGCUCCACUGUUGUCAUUGAUGCUAUUAGCAUCCACAGGAAUCCCAAGUACUGGAAGUAUCCCGAUGUGUUCAACCCUGAUCGGUUUGUAGCCGGUGGUGAGGCAGAGACACAUGCUGGAUCAGGUUUGACAUACGUGCCAUUUGGCGGUGGUUCUCGUCAUUGCAUUGGUAGAAAUUUUGCUAUAAAUGAGCAGAAAGUCAUGCUGUCCAUGUUUUUGAGAAAAUACACCUGGACAUUGUCAGAGGAUAGUAUGCACAAGAAUGGGCUUGUCACCAAAGGCAUUUUUCUUUUGAAUACGCCUGAAAUGAAAGUUGAUUUGACAUCGCGAUACUGA
Messenger RNA from Mucor velutinosus, 1668 nucleotides. RefSeq names its product Nitrogen permease regulator 3 (gene npr3). The record is from RefSeq and is a predicted model, not a curated record. Lineage: Eukaryota; Fungi; Mucoromycota; Mucoromycetes; Mucorales; Mucoraceae. Gene Ontology annotation, molecular function: heme binding; iron ion binding; oxidoreductase activity, acting on paired donors, with incorporation or reduction of molecular oxygen. The transcript has 9 exons. Bases 1 to 1668 code for a protein of 555 amino acids.